AACUGGUGAGGGAAAACCCACCUAUUUUCUAUGGAAAAAGAACUAAAAAAGAACACAAAGACCUGACCUUGUUCUUUCCUUCUGCGUCCUUCAGACUCUUUUUCCUAUCCACCGCCAUGGGUCAGCAAGCCAGUAAACAGCAUGGUCCCUUGACAUUUGCUUACAUCAAUAAAGCCGCUCCCGAACCGGCUUCGGAUACCGUGGACCAACCAGAACCAGCAACAAGAUUGCAGGAUUUCGUCUUGGCCAAUCCACACCUGUAUCGAUUGGAAAUGGCUUGUGAAAAUCAUUGCAAUCAAAACAAGCAAGCGAUACCUGCGGCUGGAUCCGAAGAAGUCAACGACGAUAUGAUUGUCGCCACCGCUGUGGCCGAAGAAUGUGCCAUCUGUCGUAAAAGUAAGCGGCUAUCGUUGGUACGCAACGAUUUGGCCAAUGAUUUGGAGUAUGUCGACAAGACCUAUUACCCCAAUAUUAUUCACUACAUGAGCAACGACGAUCCUAUGGAACGGGAACUGCUGCAGUUGGAAUCCGCCAAUGGACCCGUCGACAAUACCCAUCGAGAAGUGACCAAGUUGACUAUUGGUGAAGUCACCCCCACUCGACGUCGUCCUCGACGCUUGACCAGUCCGUCCGUCGCCGUUGAUUUGUCGGGAAAAUCCUUGAUCAAGCUCAGUCCCAGUAUCGCCUUUUUGCACAAUCUGACCAAACUCAACCUAUCACAUAACAAGAUGAAGAGUCUUCCACCGGAAAUUGGGUACCUGAAAUCGUUGCGAUUCCUGAAUGCGUCGCAUAAUGAAUUGGAAGAAAUUCCGGAUACCAUCUCGUUCUUGUCCAAACUUAAAGUGCUCAAUCUUGGAUUCAAUCAGCUGCAACAGUUGCCUGAAUCCAUGGGUGAUUUACCAAAACUAGUCAUCGUCAUUCUCAACGAUAACAAAUUAACGCAACUGCCUCCGGAAAUGGCCAAUUUACACGAUCUCAUCUCGCUCAACGUUUCCAAAAAUCCCUUGAAAUCUUUGCCGGCCGAAAUCGCCACACUGCAGUCUUUACGCCGUCUUGCUGCCGAAGACUGCGACUUUGUCGAACAGUUUGAAUACCCUAUUCAUCACGAUCCUCCCUCACUGUUCGAACAAUGUGCACGUAUUGCCGUCCGUGCACAGCUUUCCAUUCCCACUCAUAUGUCCGCCCAUAUCAAGGAGUAUCUUGCUCAACCCAAGGUGUGCUCCUUUUGUCGUGGCCCCUUUUUCGAAUCCUUUGUUGUCAGAGGUCGCUUCAUUGAGCGCGUCAUCCGUCAGCCCAUCGCGCUCGAAUAUCGUCUGUGCAAAGCUCACUGGACCGAUAAUGAAGACCGUAUCCGUGCUCUCUUUGCCGACACACCAGCCACGGCCACCCCAAUCGCCGAUUCUUGCAAUCCGUACAUCGACACGGAAGGCUUGGAACCAACCACUUCCAGUCCCUCUCUGGGUGUAUGGAAUCGGUCACGGACGUACAGUGGGGGUAGUCGAUCUUUGGCCGGAAUAUCAGCUCGGUCCAUUUCUUUAGGCCCCAAUCGCAACAUGGCCGAAUUUGAAGAUUUCUUUCCUCAAUCCAUUCCUAUCCAGGCCCUUCGUAGUCAUCCCAGUUUACCGGCCAUGCCCACACUUGAAACCGCCGACAGCAUCGAAGAAACCCCCUCAGCGUCCUCUUCUCACUCACGUCCCAAACUACGUCCCAGAGCGUCGUCCAGCGCCUCGGUCACGAAGCGUCUAGCUGGUUUCUUAUCCUUUCGAUCCGAUAAAGUUGUCCGCUCUUACAGCAGUUCCUCACUUCGUCGUCAAGUGGAAGACGUUUCUCUCAACAACACGCCUUUCCGAUUGCAUGAGAACGUCGAUGAGCGACCGCUGCCUCCUGCAUUGUCCAACGAUUCCUCACUGAUUCACAUUGCUACCAGCAACAACGCCCUUCAGGCCAAUCACGUUUCCGACAUGAUUCCCAGUCUUUCCCUGGAUCCGUCUUUGGAAAUCGUCGAUGCCUCCGCCUCUGACCGAUCUGCUGUGCAGUCUGUCAAAACCUCCAAACUGUUGCGCGACACUUAUUUGCAUCAGCAUCGGGAUCGUAGUGGCACCGUCUAG
Messenger RNA from Radiomyces spectabilis, 2108 nucleotides. RefSeq lists its product as uncharacterized. The record is from RefSeq and is a predicted model, not a curated record. Gene Ontology annotation, molecular function: protein binding. NCBI's taxonomy places the organism in Eukaryota, Fungi, Mucoromycota, Mucoromycetes, Mucorales, Radiomycetaceae. The coding region runs from base 117 to 2108 and encodes 663 amino acids. The transcript has 3 exons.